Messenger RNA from Parnassius mnemosyne (clouded apollo), 2955 nucleotides. The record is from the annotation of a GenBank genome assembly. NCBI's taxonomy places the organism in Eukaryota, Metazoa, Arthropoda, Insecta, Lepidoptera, Papilionidae.
AUGGCUGCCUUGCCCUCUCCUACUCAGGUGGCAGGGACCCACAGUUCUAUAUACGAAGCCUACUACCAUCAGGUUGACCCAAACGGCACUGGAGCUAUCCAGGCGUUAGACGCCGCGCGGUUCCUAAAGAAGUCGCGGCUCAGCGAUGUGGUGCUCAGUAAGAUAUGGGAUCUUUCCGACCCCAAUGGAAAUGGGUACCUGAACAAGGCAGGGCUGUUCGUGGCGCUCAAACUGGUGGCCCUGGCGCAAGCUGGCAAGGACAUCAACAUGAGUAAUAUACAUAGCGAGGCGCCGCCGCCGAAAGUCGGCGAGUUGCCCAAGGUUCCACCACCCAGUGCUCCCGUGGCUUCCACGGGCGACUGGAGCAUCAAGCCGGCCGAGCGCGAGAAAUACAGUCAGUUGUUCGACUCACUACAGCCCAAUAAUGGUCUCAUCCCCGGCAACAAGGUUAAAGGCGUCUUGAUGGAAUCAAAAUUGCCUUUAGAGACUCUUGGAAAAAUUUGGGACCUUGCCGAUCAGGACAAAGAUGGAAUGUUGGAUAGACAUGAGUUCAUUGUGGCCAUGCACCUGGUGUACAAGGCGCUGGAGAAGCACGCGGUGCCCACGUGCCUGCCGCCGGAGCUGCGCGCGAAGCCCGCCCGCCCUCCGUCCCGGCCGCCCUCGCGGCCGCCGUCCCGCCCGCCCUCGCCGCAGCCGCGGCCGCCGCGCCCGCAGCCGCCGCACCCCCUGCACCCCCCGCAGCCCCCGCAGCCAGCCCACCCGCCGCAGCCCGCCCACCCGCCGCAGCCCGCCUCCAACGCCAUGCUGCUGGAGGGACUGCUCGACCUGUCUUCCCCGCCCACUGCGACACCUCCCAGCGUACCCAGCAGUAUGCCGAGCGGCUUGACCAACAGUACGAUGAGCGGCUCGUCGAACAGUUCAACUUUGGGCCCUACGGCGAGUGAGCGGGCGCAAUACGACGCUCAGUUCGAGGCGGCUGAUCUGGAUCGCGACGGGCUGGUCUCCGGUGCGGAGAUUCGGGACACCUUCCUACGUAGUGGACUGCCGCAACAGACCCUUGCCCACAUUUGGGCGCUGUGCGACAGCGGUGGAGUGGGCAAGCUGACGCGGGAUCAGUUCGCGGCCGCCAUGUGGCUGGUGCAGCGCGCCACGCGCGGGCUCCCGCCGCCGCCCACGCUGCCCGCCGCGCUGCUGCAGCCGCCCGAACAGAAGACGGAACCGGGUCUGAACCUGGGACCGCAGCCGACUCCCGAGAUGGAGGCGAUCGCCAGGGAAGCUGACGCGUUGGCGCGAGAGAGGCUCGCACUCGAGGCGGAGGUGGCCGCCAAGCAGCGGGAACUGAUCGCUAAGGAGGGCGAAGCAGACAGCUUGCAGAGUGAAUUAGACACAUUAACGGCUACGUUGAAACAGUUAGAAAACCAAAAAGGCGAAGCUCAAAAGCGGUUAAACGACUUAAAAACACAAGUGGACAAGCUGCAGUCGCAGGUGUCCGCACAGGAGGCGGCUGCUGCGGAAACGGAAGCUGAGGUUGCGAGUCGAAAAGCAGCUGAACAGACCUUGAAAGAGCGAGAGAGAGCGCUCAAUGCAGAACUUCGUGAGGCGGAGAGUGAGGCCGAAGCACUAACUGCACAGCUGCGACGCACUGUGCUGCAGCUUAGCCAGGCGAAGAUAAAAAUCGACCACCUGGAAGAACACGAGCGGGCGAUGGAGGCGGCGCUUGCGGCGAUGGCGGCUGGGACCGCGCCCGCUGCGCUGCAGCCGCUGCACGAGCCGCAGCACCUGCAACGUCUAGCGCGCGGCGACUCGCUCGAGGACGAACCGUUCCCAGAGACGACGACAAAAGCUCAGUCUUCAGAUCCGUUCGCGCCCAGCGAUCCUUUCGCUCCCAGCGGGGGUGCAGUCAAUACUCAGGACGGUUUCGGUUCUGCGUUUACUGACGCGGAUCCCUUCGCCGGCGAUGCGUUCACUCCCAACGCUACAGAAGCGCCCGCCACUACCGACAACGCGUGGGAGUCGGACCCGUUCGCGGUGCUGCACGCGCCGGUGCGCGGCUCGGCGCCGGCGGGCGCGCCGGGCGCGGGCUCCGGCUCGGCGGGCGCGGGCUCGGGUGCGCGCCGCCACAAGACGCCUCCGCCGCGCCCCGCGCCGCCCCGCCCUACCCCCCCGCACAAGAACGACCGCGCCAAACCGAUGGAAUUCACCGAUGACCCCUUCAAAGACUACAGAUACGAGGACCCGUUCAAUAUAGAGGACCCAUUCGCCGAUGUGACCGAUUCGAAAAAGCUCGAUCCCUUCGCCAGACCGACUUCGGUUGCCGGUUUUGAAACGGACGACUUCUUUUCUCCCUCGUCAACCGUUAACGGAAGUUUCGCGUUGCCGGAGAAACGAAGCGGUCGCGUCUCUGCCCCACCAGUCGCUUACGAUCCGUUUUCCGCGCGGUCAGAUUUGAAGACGAACAAUAACGACGCUUGGGCGGCCUGGCCCAACGAUAACUGGGCCUCAGAUGAAGCUUGGACCAAAUCGAAUAACCAAAAAUCCGAUGCGUGGUCGUCGAACUCUACAAAAGAUUCAACAAACGAUUGGAAAACGGAUAACUGGGCGAACAAAACCGAAAACUGGGCAACGGAUUGGGGUACAGAUAGUAAUAAAAACUUAAACGAAACCUGGCCAUCGAAUACUCUUCCAAACAAGAAAGAGAAGUCGCCUAAGCCAGUAAAAUAUGCAAGAUCUCUCGUUCACACUAUAGGUGGGAUAGGAAGAACGCGGCAAAAUAAAGAAAAGAAGCCGAAAACACCCACUGAGGCGAAAAGCGUAGAGUUUUUACCAUCGGAAGAGCAACAGUGGGCCUGGGCAGCCGCCGAGUCUAAACGACUUGAAGCCGAGGCUGAAGAGAGAAGGAGACGGGAAGAUGCUGAAUUGCAACUGGCAUUAGCGAUAUCGAGACAGGAAAAGUGA